Messenger RNA from Durotheca rogersii, 1690 nucleotides. RefSeq names its product glycoside hydrolase family 18 protein. The coding region runs from base 462 to 1535 and encodes 357 amino acids. The transcript is spliced from 4 exons. Gene Ontology annotation, biological process: chitin catabolic process; carbohydrate metabolic process. Gene Ontology annotation, cellular component: extracellular region. The record is from RefSeq and is a predicted model, not a curated record. Lineage: Eukaryota; Fungi; Ascomycota; Sordariomycetes; Xylariales; Xylariaceae. Gene Ontology annotation, molecular function: chitinase activity; chitin binding.
CUGGGAGCUCGUCCAAGGAAAAAAAAAAAACCCCCCAAGAGACAACUCCCAUAUAAGAAUCUCGCACACAAGGUUGGUCGUCUUGUUGGGCUUCAAUAGUGGUCCUUGAGACAACGAAUUCGAGCCCAGAAUACUUCAUCGCUCUUCCCGAGAGCCGUCUCCAUAACACCGUGGAGGCGAUUCCAUCAUGUACUAUCUUGGGCACUCGCACUCCUCCGUCAGAUAUAUUGGCUUAUCCUGCUCUCCUUGAACUGUGGCGGACCGCAUUCUCUCAUAUACUCACGCACGCACGCACGCACCUAUAUACUCUCCUCCCCUUCGACGGUAUUUUAAUCUUCUUCCCGUGCCGGGCCCCCCUCGCAGCCGAUCGUAACCGCCGCUCCCUCUCCGUCUUCGCCUUUCCACUACCCCCCUUCGUCCUCGCCUUAGUUGUUCGAGGUCUAGGUCCUAUCUCCGCCAACAUGAUCGCUUCAUCGUCGCGAAGGCGCAAGACCGCGAGCACGUCGAACGUCAUGUUUACGAACGCCGUGUACUUCCCGAACUACAAGAUAUACGCCGGCGCGACGCCUGGGAUGAUGAACUACGCCUGCGUGAACCAUGUCUACUACGCCUUCGCCAAUGUGGCAGCGGACGGAUCCGUGUUUCUAAGCGACGAGUGGGCAGAUACCCAAGCUCCCUGCGACGGAGUUCAGGGCGGCCUCGGGUCCUUGAUGCACCUGAAGCAGAAGCACCCGCAUUUGCAGGUCACCCUGUCCAUCGGCGGCGGGACGUCGAGCGAGACGUUCCCGAUAGUCGCCUCCGACACCCUGUUGCGAGAUAACUUCGCGCGAUCGGCACGAGGCCUGGUGGAGGCAUCCGGCCUCGAUGGCAUUGAUAUCAACUGGGAAUACCCGAUGGAUCCGCAGCAGGGCGCCGACUUUGUCGCGCUCCUGGCCAGCGUGCGGCUCCACCUGCCGGAGGAGCAGUUCUUCGUGACGGCGGCGCUGCCGGCGGGGCGGGCGGUGCUGCAGAACAUCGACGUGGCGCAGGCGGCGGCGUACCUCGACUUCGUGAACCUGGUGGCGUACGACUUCUGCGGGCCGUGGACGCACCGCAGCGGGCACCAGGCGCAGCUGUACGCGAUGCACAAGGAAGAGGCGUCGGGCGGGGCGGGCGUCGCGUACCUCGUCGGCCACGGCUGUCCCGCGCGCAAGAUCCUGCUCGGCAUCCCGCUCUACGGCCGGAGCUUCCUCGGCGUCACCGGCCCCGGCCACCGCCACAAGGGCGCCGGCGGCGAGGACGGCGCCUUCGAGUACAACACGCUGCCGCGCAAGAACGCCAAGGAGGGCGUCGACCGCCGCGUCGGCGCCGCGUUCUGCGUCGGCGGCGACGGCGGCUUCGUCACCUACGACAACCCCGACACCGUCAAGAUGAAGGCCACCUUCUGCAAGCAGAAAGGGCUCGGUGGUUUAUUCUACUGGACCGGACCCGCCGACUCCCGGGACAAGUCUCGUAGUCUGAUCGCGGCCGGGUUCCGGGCGCUACACAGCUCGUGACGCCGUGCUCCCAACACCUCCGAAACUACAUACCUACUCUCACCACUCGACGAACGGACGGACGGAGUUGAGAUUGCGUGGUCUUUUCUUUGUGGCAUUUAUUGGCGUCGUUCAAUCUAUUUUCAGCAUUCCCUUAUCUUCUUCACGCGGCAUUC